AGUUCGCGCAGGCGGUGGCCGACCUCGCCGCCCGCCCGCAGAGCAUCGACACUCUCCAAAGUGCAGUUGUAGUGGAUCCAGUGCGGAGAGUGGCUUUCCCAAAGGCUUGAUGACAUUGUGGUGCCUGAUGAAGGGAAGAAGGAGACUGGAGGAAAGUACAAGAGAGAUGACAGAGAGGGAGAAAAUAAAUGCAGCUAAAGCUGGAGGACUGACUGUUUUUGUAACUCAAUCAAGUGAAAGCUCAGCUAUUCCAGGAUACCUCCUCUUCUCAGUCUCUUGGCCUGUCUGGAGAUUUGCAAGUGUAGUGUGUUUGCUGAGACCUCUUUUGAUGGAUGUCAUCCCAAGUAUUCGACAGACCAGUGCCUUGGCUCUUGGGAGACUUGGUGAUUAUGAUGUGAAGCUGGCAGAGGCAAUUGUGAAGGCAGGCAUUCUUCCACAGCUCAUAUGUUCAUUGCCUGAGGAGAAUCGUUACUACAAGAAAACAGCUGCAUUUGUGCUAAGAGCAAUUGCUAAACAUUCUCCACAACUAGCUCAGGCAAUAGUUCAAUGUGGAGCACUGGAAAUGCUGGUGAUUUGCUUGGAAGAUUUUGACCCUGGAGUCAAAGAAGGUGCAUCUUGGGCAUUGGGGUAUAUUGCCCGACACAAUCCAGAACUGUCACAAGCUGUGGUGGAUGCAGGCGCUGUUCCUCUUUUAGUGCUCUGUAUCCAGGAGCCAGAAAUUGCUUUGAAAAGGAUUGCUGCUUCAACUCUCAGUGAUAUUUCAAAGCAUUCUCCAGAGUUAGCACAGACAGUAGUGGAUGCAGGAGCUAUCGCUCACUUAGCUCAGAUGAUCUCGAACCCUGAUGCUAAACUGAAGCGUCAGGUGCUGUCAGCUCUAAGCCAAAUAGCAAAGCAUUCAGUGGAUCUUGCAGAGUUGGUGGUUGAAGCAGAAAUUUUCCCAGUUGUGCUCACAUGCCUGACGGACUCAGAUGAAUAUGUCAAGAAAAAUGGUGCAACUUUAAUUAGAGAGAUAGCAAAGCAUACGCCUGAGCUUUCACAGUUUAUAGUAAAUUCAGGUGGAGUUGCUGCUGUGAUUGAUUGUAUUGGCAGCUGCAAAGGGACUGUCAGACUGCCUGGCAUCAUGACACUUGGUUAUGUGGCAGCUCAUUCGGAGAACCUGUCAAUGGCAGUGAUUGUCUCCAAGGGAAUACCACCACUGUGUGUCUGCUUGAUAGAAGAACAUGAAGAUCAUAUUAAGGCAGCAGCUGCUUGGGCCUUGGGACAGAUUGGAAGACACAGUGCUGAGCACGCACGUCAUGUUGCAGUAGCAAACGUGCUGCCCACGCUGCUCGAUGUCUUUAUGGACACACACAGCUCAGAAGAUCUUAAAAUGAAAACUAAGAAAGCUUUAAAGAACAUUCUUCAGAAAUGCACGCAUUUUCCAGCACUUGAACCACUGCUUCAUGACGCCCCUCCCAGUAUUAUGAAGUAUAUUAUUGGGCAGUUUAGUAAGGUGUUACCACAUGACAGUAAAGCACGUCGUCUCUUUGUAACAACUGGUGGACUUAAAAAGGUUCAAGAAAUAAAAGCAGAACCUGGGUCACUUCUUCAGGAAUAUAUCAACACUAUUAACAAUUGCUAUCCAGAGGAAAUAGUAAGGUAUUAUUCCCCUGGAUAUUCUGAGAUGCUUCUUGAAAGGGUGGAAAAUUACCAACCAGUUUUAUAAACUUCAGUGUUUUAUUAGAGCUGCAUUUCACAUUUAUGCCUUUAUGACUGUAAUACAAAUACAGCUGUUGAAAGCCUUGCUUGAUUCUCAAA
Cyanistes caeruleus (blue tit) is the source of this 1797-nucleotide messenger RNA. NCBI's taxonomy places the organism in Eukaryota, Metazoa, Chordata, Aves, Passeriformes, Paridae. The record is from RefSeq and is a predicted model, not a curated record.